Molecule: messenger RNA, 5361 nt
Organism: Marmota monax (woodchuck)
Lineage: Eukaryota; Metazoa; Chordata; Mammalia; Rodentia; Sciuridae
Gene: Lepr
Product: leptin receptor
Exons: 20
Coding region: 238-2928 (896 amino acids)
Biological process (GO): cytokine-mediated signaling pathway
Cellular component (GO): membrane; external side of plasma membrane
Molecular function (GO): protein binding; cytokine receptor activity
Source: RefSeq, a predicted model, not a curated record
CCUCCUCUUCGGAGAGUUUCCCCGCACCUUCCGCGAGGAGUUCGGACACGGCAGCCCAGCGGAGCCCACGGUCUGCAGAGCGCUAGCGACGCAGGUGCCCGAGCCCCGGAGCCGCCGCCAUCUCUGCCUCGGUAGGCAUUGGCUUUCUGGAUCAAGGCCUCCUGUCUACUUUGGAAACGGAAGGGACUGCGACUUGAACCUAUUUGCUGUUUUUCAGGUACAUGUCUCUGAAGUAAGAUGACUCGUCAAAAACUCUUUGUGAUUUUAUUACAUUGUGAAUUUCUUUGUGUGAUAACUGCAUUUAACUCGGCAUAUCCAAUUACUCCCUGGAGAUUUAAAUUGUCUUGUAUGCCAGCAAAUGCAACUGGUGAUGACUUCCUUUUGCCUGCCGGAACCUCAAAGAAUGCUUCACGUUUGGAUGGACAUUAUGAGGCAGUUGUUGAAGCUAAAUUUAAUUCAAGUGUUGCCUACAUUUCUAACUUAUCCCAAACAAAGUUCCACUGUUGUUUUUGGAGUGAACAAGAAAAGAACUGCUCUGUAUCUGAGGACGGCACGGAUGGGAGGACAUUUGUUUCAGCAGUAAAUUCCUUAGUUUUUCAACAUCUAGGUGCAAACUGGAACAUACAGUGCUGGAUGAAAGGGGACUUGAAUCUAUUCAUCUGUUACAUGGAGCCAUUAUUAAAGAAUUCUUUCAAGAAUUAUGACCUUAAGGUCCAUCUUUUUUAUUUUCUGCCUGAAGUGAUAGAAGAUUUGCCACUGGCCACCCAGAGAGGCAGUUUUCAGAUUGUCCAGUGCAACUGCAGUGCUCAAGAAUGUUGUGAAUGUCAUGUGCCUAUACCAACAGCCAAACUCAACUACACUCUUCUUAUGUAUUUGAAAAUCGCAUCUGGUGGAGUAACUUUUCAGUCACCCCUAAUGUCAGUUCAGCCCAUAAAUGUUGUGAAGCCUGAUCCACCAUUAGAUGUGCAUAUGGAAAUCACAGAUGAUGGAGAUUUAGAGGUUUCUUGGCACAGCCCAACAUUGGUACCGUUUCCACUUCAAUAUCAAGUGAAAUAUUCAGAAAAUUCUACGACAGUUACAAGGGAAGCUGAUGAGAUUGUCUCAACUACAUCCUUUCUAAUAUAUGGUGUGCUUCCUGGGUCCUUGUAUGAGGUUCAGGUGAGGGGCAAGAGACUGGAUGGCCCUGGAAUCUGGGGUGACUGGAGUACCCCUCACAUCUUUAUCACACAAGAUGUCAUAUACUUUCCCCCUAAAAUUCUGACAAGUGUUGGGUCUAACGUUUCUUUUCACUGCAUUUAUAAAAAUGAAAACAAGAUUGUUUCCUCAAAAAAGAUUGUUUGGUGGAUGAAUUUGGCUGAGAAAAUUCCUCAAAGCCAGUAUCAGGUUGUGAGCGACCAUGUUAGCAAAGUUACUUUUCCCAACUUGAAAGCAACCAAGCCUCGAGGGAAGUUUACCUACGAUGCAGUGUACUGCUGCAAUGAACAUGAAUGCCACCAUCGUUAUGCUGAAUUAUAUGUGAUUGAUGUCAAUAUCAAUAUAUCAUGUGAAACUGAUGGGUACUUAACUAAAAUGACUUGCAGAUGGCCAGCCAAUAUAGUCCAGUCACUUGUGGGAAGUACUCUGCACUUGAGGUAUCACAGGAGCAGCCUUUAUUGUUCUGAUAUUCCAUCUAUUCAUCCCAUAUCUGAACCCAAGGAUUGCCAUUUGCAGAGGGAUGGUUUUUAUGAAUGCAUUUUCCAGCCAAUCUUUCUAUUAUCUGGCUACACAAUGUGGAUUAGGAUCAAUCACUCUUUAGGUUCACUGGACUCUACACCAACAUGUGUCCUUCCUGACUCUGUAGUGAAACCACUGCCUCCAUCUAGUGUAAAAGCAGAAAUUACUGUAAAUAUUGGCUUAUUGAAAGUCUCUUGGGAAAAGCCAGUCUUUCCAGAGAAUAAUCUUCAGUUUCAGAUUCGAUAUGGAUUAAGUGGAAAAGAAGUACAAUGGAAGGUACAUGAGGUAUAUGAUGCAAAAUCAAAAUCUGCCAGUCUUCCAGUGCCAGAUCUAUGUGCAGUCUAUGCUGUUCAGGUGCGCUGUAAGAGGUUAGAUGGACUGGGAUAUUGGAGUAAUUGGAGCAGUCCAGCCUACACAGUUGUCAUGGAUGUCAAAGUUCCUAUCAAAGGACCUGAAUUUUGGAGAAUCAUUAAUGGAGAUACUACUAAAAAAGAGAGAAAUGUCACCUUACUUUGGAAGCCCCUGAUGAAAAAUGACUCAUUGUGCAGUGUGAGGAGAUAUGUGGUAAAGCAUCAUACUUCCCACAAUAGAACAUGGUCAGAAGAUGUGGGAAAUCACACCAAAUCCACUUUCUUGUGGACAGAGCAAGCACAUACUGUUACAGUUCUGGCCAUCAAUUCAAUUGGUGCUUCUUUUGAAAAUUUUAAUUUAACAUUGUCAUGGGCUAUGAGCAAAGUAAAUCUCAUGCAGUCGCUCAGUGUUUAUCCUUUAAACAGCAGUUGUGUGAUUCUUUCCUGGGUGCUAUCACCCAGUGAUUACCGUCUCAUAUACUUUAUCAUUGAAUGGAAAAAUCUUCAUGAAGAUGAUGAAAUUAAAUGGCUUAGAAUCCCUUCAAAUGUUAAGAAAUAUUAUAUCCAUGAUCAUUUUAUCCCUAUUGAGAAGUAUCAGUUCAGUCUUUACCCAGUAUUUAUGGAAGGAGUGGGAAAACCAAAGAUAACUACUAGUUUCACCCAAGAUGAUAUUGAAAAACACAAGAAUGAUGCAGGUCUAUAUGUAAUUGUGCCGAUAAUUAUUUCCUCUUCUGUCUUACUGCUUGGAACAUUGUUAAUAUCACACCAAAGAAUGAAGAAGCUGUUAUGGGAAGAUGUUCCAAACCCCAAGAAUUGUUCCUGGGCACAAGGACUCAAUUUUCAGAAGAGAACGGACAUUCUUUGAAGUCUAAUCAUGAUCACUACAGAUGAACCCAAUGUACCAACUUCCCAACAGUCCAUAGAGUGUUAGAAGAUUUUUACAUUUUGAAGAAGGAGAGCAAAUCUUUUUUAAAAAAAUUUAUUAAACUAUUGAUAAUAUAUGGUGGAUUAUGUUUCAUUUAGAAUUUAAAAUAGAUGUGUAAACUCUGGGUCUCAUAGGUUUGAAUUCAGUUCAGUUUGAAUGUAUGAUUAAUUUUCAGUUCAUCUAAUUUUAAAAAAAUAAUAUUCAUGAUUUCUGGCUUUUGAUUUAUCAUUUUCCUGGUCAUAAGAUUCUAGAUGACUGUUGCUGUCAUAACAUACCUACUAGAUAUUAUGAAAUACCUAAUAGGUAAUCCUGUAAUGAGGUGAACUGCAACUUCUGGCACACAUCUUUGCAAACACAAUGACUCCAUCUCACUCAGAAUGUAGUGAAAGUAUUUAGUUUAUAUUUUUAUGUCGAAAAUUUUCUCUAAGAUUUCUUACUAGACACUUGAGAAGACUAUAAAUUGACCCAUUUGGGUUUCUUUUUGAAUGCCUUGAAGCUUGGAUGUGUCCAACUUUGGUCAAUCUGGAAAUUUCAGUUGUCAAUAGUUUUGAAAAUGACUUCAGUGCUAACUUUCAUUUAAAUUCAAAGAAAGCCAGAAUUUGUAGUUCAUGCUAGUCACAGAACGGUGGAAAUUAACAGUUCACAUCAGGAUAACCCUACAUGCUCAGGUCACAUUCCCCAGAUCAGAAAAGAACAACCUCCAGUCCAGCCGCCUUGUGCAAUUCUUGCCUAAAUUUAAUUUAUUUCCACUGAACCAUCCAAGACUUCUGGCAGUCAGGGAAGUGUGCAGUGAUGCAAGGAAGGGAGUCUCUUUGGAACUUUUACAGAUAGUUCAUGGUGAGGACAUAAUUUUUCUUCCUGAAAAAAUAAGAGCACUUGCAACUUCUGUGAAAUUAGCAUGCUAAGUGUGCUUACAAACUAAACCAAAGUGUCUAGUGAUGAAUCCAAAUAAUAUUCAAAUUUAGGAUAUCUAUGGGUAACUUAGAUUUUAUUCAUAGUUUUAUAUGGAUGUCUUUAAAAAACUAUAAAAAACAGGAAGAAUGUGUCUCUUUUCCUCCCUCCAUUGACUAUUAACAGAUGUCAUUGGAAUGUGAAAUUAUGAAAGGAUAUCCUUUAAUCCUUACCAGCUGAAUACAUAUUUAACAUAUGCCUGGAUUGUUCUAGAAUCUCAAAAAAAUUAGAUAUAUAUAGUGAAAUAGUUUUCUAUUUUUAUUUUUAUUUUUUGGUACCAGGAAUUGAACCCAAGGGUGUUUUACACUGAACCAUAUCCCUAGGCCCAUUUUUUAUUUUUUGUUUUGAGACAGGAUCUUGCUAAGUUGCUUAGGGCCUCGUUAAGUUGCUGAGUCUGACUUUGAAGUUGAGAUCCUCCUGCUUCAGCCUCUCAAGCCACUGGGAUUACAGGCAUGUGUCACUGUGUCUGGUGCAAAAUAGUUUUUUAAACAAACAUACUUUUAAUGAAGUUUUGAUGAAGUUUGUGGCCCAUUGAUAAAAUAAUAUUUCAAUAGUAUAUGAGUAUGUAAUUUCUUGGUAUUAGUGUCUUCCACCUAAAUUCAUUUUAAGACACAUGCAAUUUUUGGUUUCAAUAAUUAGUUGCCCAUUAUGAAGUUUUAGGGAACAUAAAAGAUGUCAGAUAGGUCGUUUGAAGAACACGUGUGAAUUUUCAUUGUAUUUGUACAUUUUUUUGUUUUUCUUAUUCAUUGCAUCUAAUUAUUUGGUGAUGUUAAUUUCUAAAUUUGUUUAAAUUUUAAGACAAUUCAAUGCUUAUGUAUAGUAGAAGCCUUUAAAAAAUGACCAAGCAAAUAUUGGAAGAUAAUCAGAAACCUAUAGAUUUAUGUUAGAAGGAAAAAUAGGCAUAGGAAUAGUUUUCUCUUCCUAUAUUAAGCUGGUAGCAUAAUAGAGUUGUAUUGACACAGUAUUUGUCCUUAUAUAGUAUUUUAAUACAUGUGUAAGUCUAUUCCAUUAUUAUUAUAUUUAGUGUUUGGUAUAUUUAUUCCUCUAUGGUUUUAAUAAGAUUUGGAAACUGUACUAAAUAAAUUUCAUUUUUGUAUGGAAUAUACUUGCCAUUCAGAACAGCUGAGGAUACCAUUGUCUCAGGCAACAAAACUGAAUUCAUUCUAUUAGUUUAAAAAUUGUAAAAAAAGUUAAAUUACAUGUAUGAUAUAUAAAUUGAACACAUGUUCUUGUAGCACUAAAUUUAGUUGUGUUAGUUUUUUGAUAUGAUGCAUCCACAGUAUUUUUUAUUUUGCAUUUAUUUUUCAUUGUGUUUAUAUUGUAUGAAUUGAGCUUUGUGCAUACAGAUUCUUGAUUUGUGGCUGCUUGGCAAGAUUUUUGUUGUGAUGUAACCAUCAUUCUUAUAAAAAAAUAUGAUGUACA